GUAGGACUAUUCAUUUUUAUUAGCACCCGACCACGGGAGGUACACAUCAUUUAAGCAGAGAAGCGGAAUAUCCUUUGAUGAAUAAGUUUUAUUUCUGAUCUCAUCAACUGUGCACUGAUCUGUUGGUUUCUUAAACCAUGCGCCUGGACCCCUGUGACGAUGCGUUGGCUCGGUUGGUUUUUUAUGGGUGUCCUUGUGGCUUCAUUUGAAGUGAAUGUCCCUGAUAAACACCUGCUGGCUCUCAGAGGUCAUUCAGCUGUUCUGGGCUGUGAAUUCACACCAGAUCUUGACCUCUCCAACUUGGUGGUUACCUGGCAACGAGAGGAGGACUUACAGGUCGUUCAUAGUUUCUAUUAUCAACAGGACCAAUUGGACAGACAGAGUGCAGAAUACCACAGUCGGACUUCACUGUUUGUUACAGAGCUUCAUAAGGGAAAUGCAUCUAUUAGAAUAGCAGCAGUUAGCCAGAAGGAUGCUGGCCGGUACCUGUGCAUAGUAAGCAAUAAAAAGGGAACAGGAAGAGCCUCAGUGGAAGUGACUUAUGGAGCACUUUACUCAGAGCCCAGAUUGAGUAUCCAUUUAAACUCAUCUGCAUUGACAGUGGAGUUUGAGACGGAGGGUUUCCCCAAGCCUGAGGUGAUCUGGGUGGAUGAACACGAUAAGACCCUCAGUUGUCACCUGGAGCUCCUCGAGCACACAGAGGAUGGGCUUUAUUUCAUAAAAAGCAGAUAUGAAGUCAAGAAGCAAAUGGUUAAUGUAACAUUUACACUAAAGAACCACCUUCUAAACCAGAAUAUCCAGAGGCCGGUGAUCUUCAGCUAUGGUAAGGAUUUCUCUUGUGUGUGAAAUGUGUGUGUGUGU
This is a messenger RNA of Danio aesculapii, 861 nucleotides long. RefSeq lists its product as uncharacterized. Bases 160 to 846 code for a protein of 228 amino acids. The record is from RefSeq and is a predicted model, not a curated record. NCBI's taxonomy places the organism in Eukaryota, Metazoa, Chordata, Actinopteri, Cypriniformes, Danionidae. The transcript is spliced from 3 exons.